Hylaeus anthracinus is the source of this 3812-nucleotide messenger RNA. RefSeq names its product synaptic vesicular amine transporter (gene Vmat). The coding region runs from base 32 to 1570 and encodes 512 amino acids. Gene Ontology annotation, molecular function: serotonin:sodium:chloride symporter activity. Gene Ontology annotation, cellular component: terminal bouton; synaptic vesicle membrane. The transcript is spliced from 11 exons. Gene Ontology annotation, biological process: transmembrane transport; aminergic neurotransmitter loading into synaptic vesicle. NCBI's taxonomy places the organism in Eukaryota, Metazoa, Arthropoda, Insecta, Hymenoptera, Colletidae. The record is from RefSeq and is a predicted model, not a curated record.
GUAAGGGUACCCGAGGAAACAGCGAGCGAGGAUGGGUGGCGGAGAAUGGACCAGUUGGUUGCAAGGAUGUCGAGAAUCGCGGAGAUUGGUUCUCGUGAUCGUCGCCAUCGCUCUGCUCCUGGACAACAUGCUUCUGACUACGGUCGUGCCCAUUAUACCGGAAUUUCUGUACGACAUCAAGCACCCUAACUCGACCCUGAGCCAGCACCUCGAAUCGAGUGGUCCUGCUCGAACGACCACGAUGAAGACCACGACAAGUACCACCAGCAGCAUAACCACGACUCCAAAAUGUCCUUGUGCCCCGAACAGAUCAAGCGAUGCUCAACUGGAGUUCAUUUACGCCAGCACCCUAUCUACCAUCGAUCUUCCUGAGAACCCGGUCGACAAUGGGAGUUUAGCAGAGUUAAAGGAAAAGGAGCAGAGACAUCGUGAAUUAUUGGAGGAAACUGUCGCGGUUGGGGUAAUGUUCGCAUCGAAAGCUUUCGUACAGCUCUUGGCCAAUCCUAUCGUUGGCCCACUUACCCACAAAAUUGGUUACAGCAUCCCCAUGUUUACUGGAUUCAUCAUUAUGUUCCUUUCCACGCUGAUAUUCGCGUUUGGACGAAGCUACGGCAUUCUUUUCUUGGCAAGGGCGCUGCAGGGUAUCGGAUCAUCGUGCUCCAGCGUUUCAGGUAUGGGUAUGCUGGCCGAGAGAUAUCAAGACGAUAAGGAACGUGGAAACGCGAUGGGUAUCGCGUUGGGUGGUUUGGCCCUCGGUGUUCUCAUUGGUCCACCCUUUGGCGGGGUCAUGUACGAGUUCGUUGGGAAAUCUGCUCCGUUCUUGAUACUUUCCGCAUUGGCUCUUGGCGACGGAAUUCUGCAACUUCUGGUGCUACAACCGUCCGUCGUUUAUACCGAAGCAGAUCCGCCAUCUUUGAAGUCGUUGGUCACUGAUCCUUACAUCGUGCUGGCUGCUGGUGCCAUCACGUUCGCCAACAUGGGUAUCGCUAUGCUGGAGCCUAGCCUCCCGAUUUGGAUGAUGGACACGAUGGGUGCGAGCAGAUGGAAACAGGGCGCCACGUUUUUACCAGCGAGCAUCAGCUACUUGAUCGGUACCAAUCUUUUUGGACCACUUGGGCACAGGAUGGGCAGGUGGUUGGCUUCCUUGAUCGGACUUGUCGUCAUUGGUAUUUGUCUGAUGUGUAUACCACUGGCAAGGAGUAUCGAUCACUUGAUCGUACCCAACGCUGGUUUGGGAUUCGCUAUCGGCAUGGUUGACAGUUCGAUGAUGCCCGAAUUAGGUUACUUGGUGGACAUAAGGCACAGUGCUGUUUACGGAAGCGUUUAUGCCAUUGGAGACGUUGCAUUCUGUUUAGGUUUUGCUAUCGGACCUGCAUUGAGCGGUACAUUGGUCAACACAAUCGGUUUCGAAUGGAUGUUAUUUGGAAUCGCUAUUCUCAACUUUCUUUACGCUCCUCUGAUGUACUUUUUGAGAGCACCACCAACGAAGGAGGAGAAGAAAUCGCUAAUCAUUGGCGAGAAAUCUUCUGUGCGCUACGUAACGUACCAGAACGAAGAAGAGGAGCAAUAAACUAACCUGGGACGCUCUUCUCGUCGAUCAGUUUUCCGUUCAUGGUAUUCUUCACACGAUGGAACAACGAGUUAAAUAUAAUUAGCGAUCCCCAUCCGCAACCUGCCUCAAGAUACAUCUUUUUUUUUUAUAGGUUAUGUGUAUCUUCUCGGGGAAAUUAGCGAUACCGUAAGACGACAGAAAAUGUUGUCCUUGCUCUUGACACUCUAUGUUUAGAACAGUGACGCUCAUUUGCACCAGUGUUUCUCAAACUGGGGUUCACAAAUUAAAAAAAAAAAAAAUGCAUAUUAUAAGCAUACUAGUUUAACAAAAAAGCUGCUUUAUAAGUGUUAAAAAGCUCCAUAGAUUCUUACAAUUUUACCUGGAAGUCAGGUAAUAAGUAAUUUUUGUUACAUUCAUUUCUGUGCAGUAAAUUAGUUGUACAACUUCGAUUAAAAAGUAUUCUUCUUAAAAGCCUUUAAAGUAUAUUAAAAAUAUAACAAUUCAAAUGUAUCCUAGGGAGUUUGAGAAACACUGUCACUUAUUAUAUCGCGGGAUAUCAAACGCUUGACAAACACGCGAUCAUCUCGACGGAACGAAUGAUCGACUUUCUCUUUAUCCUCGAUGUUCGAAGCACGCAUUGGCACAUCCAUCGAUCUUUCGAACUCCCAGGAUAAAGGAGAAGCACGCUGUACGAGGAUAAAACUUUCUGAAAUUCGCGCGCGCGCGAUAAAUAGGCGUUUAAUUACUUCCUUAGCUAAUGAAAAUUGUAUAUACACACGUAUAUGUACUUGUAGCAGUAGAUCGAAAGAAUAAGUGUGUGCGUUCAAAGAAAUUGUACGCAUCGGCAUGUAUAGAAUAAGUGCAUUUGAUUUGCAUCGAUCAAUCGAUAAAGAUGUAUACGUAGCUUGUACACCGCGAUCGGUCGGUAAUUUAUUCGUUAGUUCGUGAACCGUAAACCGUGCGAAAUCUUCAGCCGCUCGUGACGAAAAAAUAUUAACAAAAUCACAAAAUUUUUUUACGGAGAACCGCCUGAUUUGGAUUCCCUGAAUGGCUGCAGGGAAACCGACCGCCAAAACAGCGAUCAGGUGUCAUGAAGAGUUCUCCAAAAUUUGUCGAGUCGAUUCUAUUCGAUAGUCGGUAAAAAAGAGUAUACCGACAUGUUGAACCAAGUAGUGACAGCUGAAGAGAAUUUGCGAUCUUUAUCCUUAGUAGGUAAUUAAGAAAAAACCGAUUUCAAUAUUCUCUAGACGGUAUACCUAUAUAUGUAUACAUGUAUAAAAGAAAAGCUGUUGUGUUAUUACUACGCGGUAAACGAUAGGAUUGCCACAAGUUUAAAUUCAAAUGAAAUAUUUACGAUUAUAUAUAUGAAUUUAUCGCACUCUGUAUGGUAUAUACACUGAUGAAAAUAUCCACUGAGAGUCUUAUUAGUGUACAAUUCUGUUUAUGAGAUGCCAAGGGUCCUAUGCCCUAAGCUUAUAAAUAUACGUACAUGCAUACACGCACGUAGGGCUUUAGUCUCUCAGAAACAGAAUUGUCCUAUUUUACACUUAUCAAUAUGCGGCAAUCCUGAUAAAUCGGUGAAUAGGUUAGCGUCGUAGCGUUCGUAGGAUUAGCAAAUCAUACGAUAAACUGUGUGAAUUCGCGGCGGGAAACUCUACCUUCAAUAUUCUUUGUUCCGUGUUGGUUCUCUUAAAAAUAUUUAUAAAGGAGAUACACGCGUAGAAACGCGUUACGCGUAUUCGUGUUCCAGUAAUAGUUCCGUAAGCAUGGUAGCUUAAAUAGAACAGUUGCGUAUAAACAAAUUCUAUAACCUCAAAAGUAGGCUGAUUGUAUUCGUUGUUCGGUUCGAGGAACAAAGGCCGUGUAUGUGUAUACAACCAGGUCCUAAGCUACUGCAAAUGUACGUGAAAAUAAUUUUUAAGGAAAGAAGCAGCAUUAUUGUAUUGUUUCGACAAAGGUGCUAAUAAUACAUACUCGUGCGAGCAUACUCGAUAUAAAUACUAAAUGCACUCGUGCAACAUAAAUAUAUGAUACUAUAAUUAAGCGAAAUUAUAUUUGUGGUAGAAUCGUAGAAACUUUGAAUUUCAAUCUGUAGUAUACUAAGAGAUGUAUAAUAGAGUAGAUUAGAAUAAAGCGGAGAUCCAUCGGAAUUUUCUCAUAAGAUUGGCGGUUCUAUUGAAUGUCAGAGACGAACAAGAUUAUCUAGAUGAAAUUUUUUAGUAAGACAUAAAAGAUGGAGAAUUUACAUGCGUUAUUCCGU